Arctia plantaginis is the source of this 858-nucleotide messenger RNA. Lineage: Eukaryota; Metazoa; Arthropoda; Insecta; Lepidoptera; Erebidae. The record is from the annotation of a GenBank genome assembly.
AUGUCUGAAGUAUAUAAACUUAUACAUCCAGUAAAAUUCUUUAAUGAUUAUAUAUCUAAAAAUGUGAGACCUGAUGGAAGAUCAUUUAGUGAACAGAGGAAUAUAAAGUUAAAUGUGGAUGCUAUUAAAACGGCGGAUGCAUCUGCUUUAAUCAAAUGCGGGAACACUUCAGUCAUUUGUGGGAUUAAACUGGAACUAGCUACUCCAAAAGCUGAAGAACCAAAUAAAGGGUUUCUGAUCACUAAUGUAGAGCUUCCUCCAUUAUGUUCAUCUAAAUAUAGGCCUGGUCCACCUUCCGAUAGUGCUCAGGUUACCAGCAAUAUAGUAUCAGAUAUAAUAAAUAACUCUAAAUGCGUUGAUUUAACAGAUCUUUGUAUAGUGCCAGAUAAGUUGGCCUGGGUUCUGUACUGUGAUAUGCUUUGUCUAGAUAACGGGGGAAGCUUAGUAGACGCUUGUAUUAUCACAUUGAUGGCAAGUUUAAAAACCUUAAGACUUCCAACUGUUACUUAUGAUCCAGAAACAGAAGAUAUCAAAGUAGACACAAAUGUUCAAACUAAACUCAAAUUAAAUGGGUUACCCAUAGCUACGAGUUUUGCUAUUUACAAAUAUAUGGACAGAAAUGUCACUUUGGUUGAUCCUUCAUCAUAUGAAGAAGAUAUGUGUGGAGGAUUAGGUGCUAAUCUAAUAUUGUGCUACAACAAAGGUUUCCUAUGUAGUUCCCAAAAGUUUGGUGGUAGUAACUUUUCAGUAGAUUGUGAAGAGAAAGCACUGAAGAUAGCUAAAGAGCGUGCUCAACUUGCAGAAGAAGUAAUAGAUGUUUGUAUUAAGAACUAUGAAAGCAAAACUAAUACAGUGUGA